CAGACAUCUCCCAUGAGUCCCUGGGGAGCAGCCAGUGCCUCCUGGAGUACCUCCUGAGACGCCUGCAGAGCAGCUCCGGCCACGUGAAGCUCAAGGUGCUGAAGAUUCUGCUCUACCUGUGUGGCCAUGGCUCCCUCUCCUUCCUGCGCAUCCUGCAGCGCAACUCGGCCUUCAUCCAGGAGGUCACAGUCUUUGCUGGGCCCCCCGACCCUCUUCACGGGAACAGCUUGUACCAGAAGGUGCGAGUGGCUGCCCAGGACUUGGGCAGCGCCCUUUUCUCGGACGCCGUGUCACCGCUGCCUGCCCCCCGGGCCCCUAGGCCGCUACCUCCCACUGGCAUGGGCUCCCAGCCCCGGCCCCACGGCACUCUUCGGGGCUUUGGCUACAGCCAAGAGAGGGGCCACACAGGCUCUGCGGGCGGGGCCUUCCUCUCUAGUGUCCAGAAGGCUGCUGAGGUGGUGGCGAACGCCAUGCGUCCCGGGCAUGAGCAGCCUGGUGCCCAGAAGUCCGCCCCGGGAGGUGACACCUACCAGCCCGCUGUGACGCUAUCAGCCAGCUAUGGCUACUCCCUUCCUGGAAGGCUGCUCCCUGGGGCUGGCCCGGGCCCCCGAGCUGUGAGACACCAGCCGGGGCAGCCCGGGGGUGGCUGGGAGGAGCUGGACAGCAGCCCCAGCUCCCGGGGGUCUUCCCAGGAGAACAGUGGCCAGAGCAGGGCCUCGGACUCUGGCAGUGGCUGUGUCAGCGACGGCCGCUCAGGGGCCAGCCGGGAGCCUGGCGACCUGGCAGAGAGGGUCGAGGCUGUGGCCCUGAGUGACUGCCAGCAGGAGGCGAGCCUGGUGAAGGCCGUGACACAGGGGUCACGCGCCUUCCUGAGCCGAGAGGAGAUCCAGCACUUCCUCAAGGAGUGUGGGCGGCUCAACUGCGAAGCCGUGCUGGAGCUGCUGACCCGCCACCUGGACGGGGCCCGAGAGCGCGAGCAGCUGAGAGCCCUGUGCGCCCUGUCUGCCCUGGGCACCGCCGACCUGCUGUCCCAGGAGCACUUGCUCCUCCUGGCCCGGCCGCAGCUUCAGGAGCUCAGUGGGGGCAGCCCUGGGCCUGUGACCAGCAAGGCCACCAAGAUCCUGAGGCACUUUGAAGCCUCCUGCCUGCACCAGCCCCCUCCUCAGAGGCUUCUGGCUGAGCCUGGCCCCACCAUGCCUGAGAACGCCCGAACUUGCCCUCCCGACCUGCUGACGGACGCCUCGCCUUUUUCGGGUGGCCAGCCGUCCCUGCGGCCUCUGAGUCCGUCCCUGCUCCUACCUGAGGGCACUGCUCCUCCAGGGGGGCUACAGCCCAGCCCUGCACCCACCCCAGCCCCCGGGGACACACGUCCCACCUGGGAGAGUGCUAGGGACACUGAGACAGGCCUGGCAGUUUCCCAGGGGCUGGGAACCAGGUCUGGCAUCCCAGAGGGGGGUCCAGAGCUUGACCCGGGCCCCGCAGGCUGCCUGUGGGUGCCAGUGGCUGGUGGCAGCAACUCCUUAUUCGCAGGGAUGGAGCUACUGGUCUGCCCCCGCCCGGUGAGGGCCAGGGCUUCAGCCAAGGAGCCCCUCCUGCCCCGCUUCGCUCCCAAGGCGCCCCGGACAUUGUCCCCGAGGGCAGCAGCCCAAGCGCCUCUGGCCUCAGAGCUGUCGGCCUUUGCGUUCUUGAACGUCUGACGGCUGUCUGCCCUGACCGCCCACCCCUGGGGUCUCCUGUCCCGGGCCAGCCUGUGCACACUGAGGAGCAGUCCCCUUUGGUGAUGGCCCACCCUUUGCCCACCCAGCGCCUCCCGCAGAGCGAGCACCAUCCUGAGCAGAACCAGAGGGGAACGUCCCCAAUAAAACCCCAGAUGGUGCCCUUGUCAUGCUGCAAACCACCCAGAGCUAGACAGGCAGCCUGGCUUCCUGCGGGGGGUGCUGUACAUCCUGAUGGCUCCACGGUGGCACUCCGUGAUGCUGAGUCAGGGGCUGUCCCUCUUCCUGCUGGGGGCUGAGGCGCAGGCCCCAGGACUCCCAGGGGUGCCAGGUACAGAGCUGUGCCCUCUGAAGGCAGGUGGUGGGAGCUGAUGCUGGUGUCACACCGUCCCCCGGCCCCACCGAGAGACACUGCCAGUCUCGUCUGCACGUCGUGUGUCCUUGGUACCUUCUCCGACCAGAGCACCAGAGAGGGGUGGUGCCAGCAGCCGCUGCAUGGGGCAGGGGGGCGGGGACACGAGAGGGUGCUGUGGCAGCGCAGGCUGAGGGUGGGCGAUGUCCUGGGGCCACUUCUUCAAGUCGUCAAGGCCCCACCCCAUUUCUCGCUGGUGGGCUGGGCCAGGAGCCAGCGUCUCCAUGUGGGGAGGGGCCGGGAGGAGGCCAGGAGGGCUUAGCAGCUCAGUUCCAGGUGAUGUGGAAUGAGACAAGGCCCCAGGGCUGCCUCCUCUCCCCAUCUCCUUAUCCUUCGUUGGCUGCUUGGGUGCGAAGUCUUGCAGUGGUGGGGGACGGGUGGCAGUCCUUGGAAAGCUGACCGCUGUUAACCCUCUGUUGUUACUGGGGUGGGGGGCCCUGCAGCCUUGCCCGAGGAGAAACCUGUUUCUGGUGUGGAUUUGGAAGCAGUUACUGUGUUCUUCCUUUGCGUGGUGGUUUUGAGCUGAGGUCCCUUUUUCCCCCAGCAAGGCCAUGAGCAGCCUCAGAGCCCCACCUGCUUGCUCUUGUCAGGUGGGGUGGGGUGAGGUGCUGGGAAGCGGGUUCUGUGCAUGGGGCCUGAGAAGUCUGGCCUGUGGCUGUUAGAUGUGUCAUUCCCUGUUGGAGCCAUCUCCGCUCACUCGGCCAUGAUGGCUUUCCUGAGUCGCGGGGAUGGGCCUUGAAGGACAUGUCCAGCCUGUCUCAGAAAUGCCCUGGGAGGCCUCUGGGAUCUGCACUUCCUAAAUAAACUGUGUUUACACAGGGCUAGAACCAUUUUCUCCUCUCUUCCCACUUUUUUAAAUUCAUUCCUAGGUGUUUACCCCAGAAAAAUGAAAACUGAUACACAAAAGCUUACAAGAGAAUGUUUAUAGCAACUUUGUUAAUAAUUGCCCCAAGUGGGAACCCCCACGCUCUUCCACUGAUGGAGACAAAGUGGUGCGUUGAUACUGUGGGAUACUGUGAAGCCAGGAGAGAACCACAUGGAGGACUCAAAAUGCCAAGUGGAAGAAGCUGGACUUAAAGGCUGCUGUCUUAGCUGGGUUCUCUAGAGAAGCAAAACCAGCAAAGGGUAUAAAUAUAUAUAGAGAGAGAAUUAUAUCAAGGAAACAGCUCACGGGAUUGUAGAGGCUAGAAC
Trichechus manatus latirostris (Florida manatee) is the source of this 3318-nucleotide messenger RNA. It is a transcript of the gene TEPSIN, whose product is annotated as TEPSIN adaptor related protein complex 4 accessory protein. NCBI's taxonomy places the organism in Eukaryota, Metazoa, Chordata, Mammalia, Sirenia, Trichechidae. The coding region runs from base 339 to 1697 and encodes 452 amino acids. The transcript has 11 exons. The record is from RefSeq and is a predicted model, not a curated record. Gene Ontology annotation, cellular component: trans-Golgi network membrane.